Messenger RNA from Linum trigynum, 702 nucleotides. The record is from the annotation of a GenBank genome assembly. NCBI's taxonomy places the organism in Eukaryota, Viridiplantae, Streptophyta, Magnoliopsida, Malpighiales, Linaceae.
GCGCGCGCAAGGGAACUUGGUAGGAUUCUCAUGAACAAGAGUUCCGGUGAUCGGCGUGAUCACCCUUCCGGUGGUAAUUGGAGACCAAGAGCCGCGAGUUUCAAAACAGGUCGAGUUUACCAUUGUCGACUGCAAGUCUCCUCACAACGGCAUCUUCGGCCGACCGUUCCUCGCCAAGUUCAUGGCUCUCGCAUCAACAUGCCAUCAGAAACUCAAAUUCCCUACCAAGGCAGGAAUAGGAAAAGUUUGCGGGACGCCAUGGGGAGUGCCAAAAGGUGAGGGAGAGGUCCGCCAGACCAACAUCGUCGACACAAGGGCAGAGGACUCGCGCCCAGAAUCCAUGGACUCUAAUUUCGAAGUCGCGCUCGAUCCCACCAAACCAGAAAAGAAGGUCUGCAUCUCAAUGCACGUCCACAGUGACGUGAUCGAAUCGCUAAUCGCGCUCCUAAAAGAAUACAAGGAGUUGUUCGCCUGGUGCACUGAAGACAUGCCAAGGGUACCAAGGCAAGUAGCACAACAUUGCCUUGCAGUUCCCGCAAACGCGGAACCAAGGCAACAAGCACGAUGAAGCUUCACGGGCGACAAACUGAAAGCCAUAGAAGAAGAAGUCGCGCGCCUACUCACCGCGGGGCUGAUCCGCGAAGUGAAAUACCCGAAGUGGUUGGCCAACGUGGUCCUAGUGAAAAAAAAAAUCCUCCGGGG